AUUAAGAAGUUUUUCAGUCGAACCUUAGAACAAGAACUCUCACAUUCUGAAAAAAUGGCAGAAACCGCCUCACCGGAACCCGAAAUCGUCGCCGACGAGACCAUUCAGAAGCGAGGCAGAGAGGAUGACUUAAAAACUGUAUCCAAGAAGCAAAAGGUUGACGCGGAAGAAGAGAAGAAACCAUCCGGUCCUGUGAAAUUGGGUAACAAAACUUUCGGGUCUUCUUUGGAGUUAUUCGAUUACUUCAACACUUUCCUGCAUGCUUGGGGUCUUAAUCUUGAUGUUAACAAGUAUGAACACACAAUGUUACUGGAAUUACUUAGGAAAGGUCAUCCAGAGCCCAAUGAAAAGAUUGCUGGAGAAAUAAGUGCUUUCCAAGUCCGCAAGCAUCCUACGUGGAAAAGCAAGUGUUUUUUUCUCAUUAGGGGUGAUGAAUCAGCUGAUGACUUUAGCUUCCGUAAAUGUGUGGAUCAUAUUCUUCCCUUACCAGAAGCGAUGCAAGUGAAACAUGAUGCAAACAGAGCAUUAGGAAAGCGCGGUGGUGGUGGGAAAGGACGUGGAGGGAAAGGGAAAGUCAAGACAUGAGUAAAGUGAGUGACUCCUGACUACUUGGUCUUGGACUCUAGGUUGUAUUAUAAGAUUAUUAUCUAUAGUUCAGUUUUUUAAUUUCAUGUUAUAUUUAAGCACUGGCCUUUUGCAUCUUGAUUGUUAAUUAUAGAUGAAACAGUUUAAAUUAA
Messenger RNA from Vicia villosa (hairy vetch), 737 nucleotides. Its product is annotated as protein EMBRYO DEFECTIVE 514-like. Gene Ontology annotation, cellular component: chloroplast. The transcript has 2 exons. NCBI's taxonomy places the organism in Eukaryota, Viridiplantae, Streptophyta, Magnoliopsida, Fabales, Fabaceae. Gene Ontology annotation, biological process: chloroplast organization; chloroplast rRNA processing. The record is from RefSeq and is a predicted model, not a curated record. Bases 55 to 585 code for a protein of 176 amino acids.